GGUUUCUUAUUUUUCCCUUACUUUCCCUUCUCCACUGAAUUCCUUAAUCCCGAGCCCUCACUCCCGCGACACCGCCGAACCCCUUUCUUCAUCGCCGACUUCUUCCCCUAAGCCUCACCUCGUGACGCCGCCCUCUCCAUCCUCCCUUCCCUCUCGCGAGUUCCUGGGCGUUGCCGGCCUCUCCUCACGCCAACAUCAGAGAUGAGGCCCAGUCGCCGGUCUCCUCUCUUCCUUGUGUGCGAGCAGGCGAUCUUCUUAUUUCCCUCACGAGGACAACACAGCAGCGAUCCUUCUCCCUCGCUCGAGCACUGCGGACCACAACCGUCGAUCCUCUUCUCUCCGAGCCGUGCCUUAACUGGUCAGAUAAUUGGCAUCCUAUGGUAUAUUGUUGGAAAGCUGAAGCUAAAGCAAAUUUUUCAGCCUCCCAUUAUUGCCUCAGCUUUGGCUAUCAUCAUUGGCGCUAUACCAUUUUUGAAGAACUUCAUCUUGACUGAUGAUACCCCGCUAUUCUUCUUCACUGACAGCUGCCUUAUUCUUGGGGAAGCGAUGAUCCCAUGUAUUUUGCUUGCUCUGGGUGGAAAUCUUGUGGAUGGCUCUGGCCCAGGCAGUAAAAGACUUGGUUUACGAACAACUGCUGCUAUCAUAUUUGGAAGAUUGGUUUUGGUUCCUCCUACAGGACUUGGAAUAAUCACCAUUGCUGACAAGCUUGGACUUUUUCCCAGGGGCGACAAAAUGUUCAAAUUUGUCCUGCUGCUGCAGCACACUAUGCCAGAAAGAUAUGUACAACAUCUUUGUCAUCAUCAUCUUUAUGCCAUUUAUUCUGGGGAAAUGACUUAACUUGCAAUCAUAUGCUAUUUACCUCAGGGAAAAGAUAAUGACCAUACCCAGAAAGGAGAAGAAAAGAGAAGCUAGGAGGGAGGAGAAAGCACAGGGUGUUUAGAAAGCAUAUAUAAACUCUGCAUAAUACCUCAGGGAAAAGGCUGCAGUUCUCGAUAUGGUGUUUAGAAGAUGCACAGGGUAUUUAGAAGAUGCACAGGUAGAGAAGAUUUGAUCCAACAAAACAAGAUAUUUUGGACUUCAUAUAUAUGUGUGAUAUAUUGUUAUGGGUACUAUUUAGUUUU
Messenger RNA from Zingiber officinale, 1121 nucleotides. Its product is annotated as protein PIN-LIKES 6-like. The transcript has 5 exons. The record is from RefSeq and is a predicted model, not a curated record. NCBI's taxonomy places the organism in Eukaryota, Viridiplantae, Streptophyta, Magnoliopsida, Zingiberales, Zingiberaceae. Gene Ontology annotation, cellular component: membrane. Bases 202 to 837 code for a protein of 211 amino acids. Gene Ontology annotation, biological process: endoplasmic reticulum to cytosol auxin transport.